Mesocestoides corti is the source of this 3126-nucleotide messenger RNA. The record is from the annotation of a GenBank genome assembly. Lineage: Eukaryota; Metazoa; Platyhelminthes; Cestoda; Cyclophyllidea; Mesocestoididae.
AUGGUUUUCAGUUCUACAGUCUCCUUAAGUAAUUUGAAUGCAAUUCCAGAUGACGAGGACGAUGAGGCUCCAGAUAGUCCCGUUUCAAAAGGCGGCCUUCUCCCACCAAGUCUGGCAUUCCAGUGUCCGAGCGACUCCGUGGGCAAGUCGUGUCUGGCCGACUACCUACGCGUGGACGUCACCGCGGUAGAUGGAAGCAUAGGAUCCCUUCAACGUCGGCUGCGACUGGAAGUGUGUCCCUACGCCGACACGAAGGUCGGAUGGGGCAACGUGAGCGAGCACUACUCACUCGCCGCUGGACCCUUGCUGGAAUCGCCUCUCACGCUCGGUCCGGUGUAUAAUUUCACUUCAAUUGAUUUCGAGGUGAAUCUUCAAUUGGCAACGGGACUGCAUCAGGAGAUCUCGAACACUUCCUUCGCUGGGAAGCCGAAAAUCCAUCACGGUUGGGUUAAGGGACUUCUGUUUGAGUAUAUUUUGCUGUACUGCGAGGAGUUGCCGAGUCACCUAGCGGGUGGAGGGCAAUUGGGAUACUACCUGCACUCUCACAGCGAUGCAACCGGGGCAACAGUUGCCGUUGCCGAGAUACACUGUCCAAUCGGACGCUUCAUGCUCCCUUCCAACAAUGGCUCCAUCGAUCCCACGGAGCCGGGAGCACUGCAGAACCGACUGGCCCUUAGAUGUGACCAUCACACCCGGCACUGGGUACCGUCGCUUCCCCCCGGAGGCUGUAUGACGCCGGACGAGAUCAAGGCACUUUUGGUUGAACAGGCGGAGAGUAGAAGGGAAAUUGGUACGCAAAAUGGCACUCAGACAACGCCGUCGUCGUCGACGACAAUAACAUUUACAACAACGGCAACAACUAGACCCAGUCCGACGGAUCACCCGACAACAACGACAACAACGACGACGACCACUACGGCGGAGGCGGCAGUCCUCGCUGCACCGAUGAUCCCGAUGGUUAGUGAGAACUCCAACGGUACAGACAAAGGCGCGGUGGAUAACGUGGCUCUUUCGCAUGGAUCAUCGGCGGCAGUGGGUGCCAUUUUCGGCUUUCUACUCUGCCUCCUCAUUCUCCUGCUUGUGAUCUUUGUUUUUAGGCAAAGACUCUCGCGAUUGGUUCGUUCGAAGCUGGUGACAAGCAGUACCCUUCCGGGUCGAUUCCCGGGCUCAGGAAUGUUUAUGAACACCCUGUCGGGUCCACUUACAUUCUCGCGGCGUGGUUCGAGCCAGUUCCACCGCAAAAGCCCCUUCUUCUCAUCGGUUCGUCGGCAAACCGUGUUGAUGUCGCAGUCGGCCGUCUCGAUUCCACAUCACCACCACCACCUCCAGCACCAGUGGUUCGAGAGCGGCACCAUUAUCUCCAAACCCGCAUCCACCGCAGUCUCCAUGGGCAACCUCCACCCAGUUCCAGCACAGUCUAAGCCCCCCCUACCUCGUCUACCCCCGCCGUCGGAGCUGGAGGUGGCUAUUUCGGACAACUACGCCCCCAACCAGCACCCGCCCUCGUCGGUGACCACCAACUCAACCUCACUGGCCACGAGGCGGCAAACUCUGCUGUCCGCGGACACGGCGACGACGAAUAUCUCCGGGGGUCCAGGGCCGCUGGACCCCUUCAGCGGUGGCGCUUCUCCAAGUCAACCGUCACCUAUGACUGUGUUCUCGGCAACUCUGCCGUGGAAGUCGAAGCCACGCGGAGGCGUUUCAGGGGGUCUGAAGCGCCUCUCCACGUUCCUGCGCUCCGCCGUCAGCGGAUCUAGCUCCUCCUUCCUCUCGCACGGCAAACGCCAGCCCUUCACCGCCUCCACGACCGGCUGGUCGUCGCGGCAACACGUCUCCUCCGGCCUCCCCUCCUCCGGCAACUCCGUGGGCCUGCUGAGUCCCACGCAGUCCAGGUCCAGUUACACCUCGGACGCCACUAUCCAGGCUGCCACGCCACUGGGUUCGCUGGGUCGAAACAGCGCAGGUCACGUGACGCUGGACCACAGACACCAGGUGUGUCUGGUGGAUCCCUCGGUCUGCCGGCUGAACCACCAGCACCGCGACGUAGGGGCUGCCGGGGGAAUGCUACGCACAGUCCGUCAGACGCCUCCACUGCCUCCCAUCCCCCCUCCACAGCCUCCUCAGUCCAUCCCCGUGGCUGUUCAAGGCAAUUCAAGCACCUUGGGUGGGAAGAAGAAGACUGGAACCCUCAACAUGGAUACGUAUCUGGAGCCGAUCGACGGCGUGGAAUCCUUCGGUCGAUCAAGCAACCAGCCAGAAGACCUCUCCGUGACCGAAGUUGUAUCUGGCGGCUCGCUUUCAGAUGACUCGGACACAGGCCAGCAGGCGAGUUGGCCCUCAAUUACCGGCGGUGGCGAGGCUGAAGAGAAGCCGGAGGAAAGCGGUGUUGCCAAGGGCAACGCGAGGGCCCCCCUAGCAGUGAGUGACCCCGCGGUUUCAUUGGACGGCGCGUCGUUUGAAGACGACUCUUCCGCGGCAAACUACUUCACCUACGACGAGAACCAUCGUGCCCGCGGUAGUCGACACGGUCGAGUAAUUCGACGACCUCAGCUUAGCCCACCGUCGCCACGCAGUCGGCCUUUGUCCGAUGCAAUGAUGAGCAACCACUACUAUGACAAGAGCGAGCUUCUGACGGCGAUCGCAGCUCACACCGAUGCUGUGCUCCACCUCGCCCCGCCAGGUUCACGACCAAAUUCAAUCGGCAUCUACUCCAACGACGACUCGUCGGUGUACGAGGCGGUUGACGACAGACGUCGCGUUGGCGGCUCGCCAAGCAACUCCAUCCUACCCUCGGCUUCCCCUCCUCUCCCAGUCACCGCAGAUCCCACUCGGAGUGAUCCUUCUGAAAGUCAGAGAAAUCUCGACAGCCGAACGAAGUACCGCAGACGGCGGGGUAGCACAAAGAUCGCCUCUACCACCGCGUCGACGUCUACGCUGUUAGCUGACUUAUCGCCGGUCUCGCGGUCGUCUCUCUCCUCGUCCAAAACGGAGCAGAUUGGGUGUCUGCGAUCGCGCUCACCCUCCCCCGCGUUGCGGCACCAGUCCCCUCCCGACCGCAUCAUUUCCUCCCCUCCGCACACCCAAACACCUCAAGCUCCGCCCUACGCCAACCUCAGCGAACUUUGA